Closterium sp. NIES-65 is the source of this 1665-nucleotide messenger RNA. The record is from the annotation of a GenBank genome assembly. Lineage: Eukaryota; Viridiplantae; Streptophyta; Zygnematophyceae; Desmidiales; Closteriaceae.
AUGGUGGCAGCCCACGGGUAUCCGGCGUACCGCUGCUUCAAGGCCAUGCAGCGACGGCGAGUCGAUCUACACGAGCUCCUCUUCUUCUGCCAGUUCUGGUCCGUGCUACCCCCGCCGCGCGCCUUCCCCUCGUGCUGCCCCCGCCGCGCCUUCCCCUCGUACUGCGCCGCGCCUCCUCCUCGUGCUGCCCCCACACCUUCCCCGCGCGCUGCACCUCACGCUUCCCUCGUUCCCUCCACCCCCGUCGUCCAUCCCCACGCUUCAUCGCCCACCUGCACCUCCCCAUGCUGGGAAAUGUUGGUGCCCGUCUGCACUCGUGGUUCCUUAGAGUCGCCCACGCCGUCACCACCCCGUCCUCCCUCGCCCGUUAUCCCAGGUCUAUCCUGCCACCAUAUUCCAUUCCAUUCCUAUGCCACUAUUCACCGCCCCUCCCCAUCACCCCUCCCCAUCGCCCCUUCCCACCGCCCCUCCCCCACCGCCCCUCCCCCACCGCCCCUCCCCCACCGCAGGGUGCUACUAUCGCUGCUGGCGCUUCUCGAGGGCCUCGCCUCGCCGCUGCUGGACUGGGUACCGCUGUACCUGGAGGCCAAGCUUGCCUUCAUCGUCUACCUCUGGCACCCGCGCACACAGGGAACGGAAAUUGUGUAUGGGUCGAUGCUGCAACCUCUGCUCUCCCGCCACGAGCCAAUCAUCGACCGCCACUUGGCACACCUGGAGGAUCGGGGGAGGGACAUGGCUGUGGAUUGCUGGCGUGCUGGCGUGGCCUACACUGGUGCUCGCUUCGAGGAGCUCAUUGCUUACCUGGCGUCCCUGUCAGCACAGGCUGCUGCGUCAGCAGCAAUGCGCGGGUUGGAGGGGAGUGAAAGGCGGGAGGAAAGGGAGAGGAGGGAGAGACAAGUUGAGGUUCUGAGGAGUGAGAAGGGGGAUGGAGCAGAGAGGAGGAAGGUGGGGGAUGAGCAGCAGGAGGAGGUGAGGGGAAGGAGGAAGUACCUGCAGAAGUACGGAGGGGAGGCAGUGCAGCUGAGGUCAGUAGCGGGUGACGGGGGAGUGCAGAGGCCGGGGUAUGAGAGACGGCUUCUGGGGGACGAGGCUGAGGGCGAUGGGCAGAGGGCAGAGGUGGAGGAGCAGAGGGUGCAGCAAGGGAGCGUGCAGAGGCAGGCAGUGCGGUACAGAAAUGUAGACUCGGAUUCGGAUGGGGACGGUGGGGAGAGCGAUGGGGCGAGUGGUGGGAGUGGAGCGAGCAGUGAGUUCGAGAUGGUGGACGCUGAGAGGGAGUUCAGCACGGGCUCAGCAGCAGAUGAGCGUGCAGCUGCUGGCACUGCUGCCAGUGCAGGCGGUGCUGGCAGUGGUGGGACAGGGCGAGGUGGGGGCAGUGGGUGGUGGGGGAGCAAGCAGCUGACAGCAGGCCUUGCGGGUCUGGGCAGAGCGUUGAGCCCCUCCAACAGCCAGGCAAGGCAGGCAGCAGCAGCACCACCUGCCAUGCUGCACGGCGCUCUGCCUCCGGCUGCACUGCUGCCAGCUGGGGUUGCAAGUGGGCUUGAUGACGUGGCACCAGACCAAGUGGAUGACGUGGCAGCAGCCACGAUGGUGGGGGGGGCUUCGCCUCAUCCGAGUGGGAUCAACCUGCGCCCGCGGUGGUCGCAGCAGCCGAAGAAGAAGUUCUAG